This is a messenger RNA of Anarrhichthys ocellatus (wolf-eel), 1551 nucleotides long. It is a transcript of the gene spdya, whose product is annotated as speedy/RINGO cell cycle regulator family member A. Bases 300 to 1280 code for a protein of 326 amino acids. The record is from RefSeq and is a predicted model, not a curated record. Gene Ontology annotation, biological process: positive regulation of cyclin-dependent protein serine/threonine kinase activity. NCBI's taxonomy places the organism in Eukaryota, Metazoa, Chordata, Actinopteri, Perciformes, Anarhichadidae. The transcript is spliced from 7 exons. Gene Ontology annotation, molecular function: protein kinase binding.
UGUACCGACGGAUGACUAAGUUAUUCGCGGGUUUGACUGUUUUAAAAGUAGUACUUUUUUAGCGUUCUCUGCCGUUCACAGGGGCAUUAUUCACGUCAGCUCUUAGCGCUAUCGGGUUCUGUCCCGCUGUGUCACUGAUACGGGUGUUAGUAACACGGAAAUCUGUCGACUUUUGAUCGGUUUUUUAGGGUAGCUUUGACUGUCUAAACAGCUCAACUGUGCUCCAUUCGCUGAAGCCGAAAGGAAAAACCAUAGAGAACACUCCACAACUGUCUACUGCAGAUGACCCUAACUGAAGCAUGAUGAAGCGCACACGCAGGAUGCUCCCUCGGUGCCAGGCUCCCUCGGUAACUGUUGGGGCGACACCCAGCAGCUCGCAGUCCCUCCACACCAGGAGAAGUCACCGGCUCAGAGGAGCCAGCGGCCAAGACGCCCAGAGCCAGCCGGGCCCGCGUCGGGACGAGACGUUCCGUGUCAAAACGACCCUGUCCCCAACCAUCGUCAUCCAGCGGCAGGAAAUGACGUCGUUCUUCAGACUUUUCGACGAUGACCUGAUCCAUGACUUUCUGUGGAUGGACCGCUGCUGUAAAAUGACUGACAGGUACCUUCUGGCCAUGACCUUUGUGUACUUCAAAAGGGCCCGCUUCACUAUCGCUGAAUACACCAAGAAGAAUUUCUUCAUUGCACUGUAUCUUGCCAACACCAUGGAGGAGGACGAGGAGGAGAGCAAGUAUGAGAUUUUUCCAUGGGCGCUGGGCAAGAACUGGAAGAAGCAGUUUCCCCGCUUCCUCAAGCAACGAGACAAGCUGUGGGCUCGCGUCGAGUACAGAGCGGCUGUCAGCAGGCGCUGCUGUGAAGAGGUGAUGGCCAUCAUGUCCUCUCACUUCGUGUGGCAGCGAGAGCGGUCGGAGCACCACAGCGGCGCCCGGCGGCAGUAUGGGGAGCUGGACCGCAUCCGCGUGCCCCGCGGGCCCCUGGCCUCCCCGGUCUCCUGUCCCCUCUGCAAACGUGGCUCAGCGUCGGAUCGGGGCCCGUGGUCCUCCGCCUCUCCCUCCAGAGGCUCUUCGGCGCGGACCCCGAACCCCACCUUUUCCCACCCGUUGACCUCCAUGCUGAGCUUGGAGGUCACGCCCCCCAGGGCCGCAGCCUGUCGGAGGAAGGCGGCGGAGGUGAAGAUCCAGACGAGGCAUUCCUUCUGCUGCAGUGCUGAGGUUCCAAGAGGAGAGUCCUCCAGUGGGUCUACGUACGACCCCUCCAUGGACUGGAUCAGCGAGGAGUAAGUAGAGCGUCAGGGUGCCGCUGCCUCCGCCUCUUUCAUGCCGCUUUUACUCUGAAGUAAAGGUCUGAAAACUUCACCCGUUUGUUGUUCACCGCUUUUUUAAAAUGAGAAACGCGGACCCGACUCGGCAGAACCGGUCCGAAACAAAGUUAAGUAAAAGUUAGCUUGUUUGAGAAUGAGCUCAUGUCAUUCUAUGUACACCUUUAUAAGAGGAUUACUGUUUAACCUGCACCUAGUUCUUUGUAUUUAUAUAUUUAUUUAUUUAUUUAUGU